CUUCUCGUAUGUGCCGCUGUCGUAUGUCUGACAAUUUCUCUGCAAUUCUAGCCCAAGGACCGUAGUUCCUCUUUGCACUAUGUCUUCCUCGCUGCUCGAAACCAUAGACCUUGCGCAUCUGCCACCUUCGAUGCCAAUUCAUGUCGCACUUUAUCGGGAUGUCAAGAAUGCCGCUUCUCUUCGCCAACAGCUCAUCUCAGGGAAUGCUGACUUUGAAUAUGCAUUCAUUGAUGCAAGCAUGGUUCUUUCUCGAGCUCAUGCCUUGUCCGCCGUCUUUCGAGCCGUGAAUGACUCGAUUAACGGACGUCUUAAGUCGCGCAAUGUCCACUCGGAAAUCGUCUUCUCUUUCAGUCCAGCGAACAAUAUCGCUGAAUCGUUCCGCAAAUUCGGCAUUGCGGACUCCACCAAAGACCUUCUCGUGAUCAAGGUCUCAGUGACACCGGAUGUCACCCAUAACGCAGUAGCCGCACACCUCUCUCAACAUGUCGAAGGCUCCGCUGUGCCAUUCGAUGACGAAACCUUGUCGAGAAUUGCCGAUGUUCCAAAAAUCAAGAAAGCUUAUAAGUUGGGUGCCCUGAAAACUCCUUCCCCGACGCAGGCGAAUGGCACAAACAGCGAUGGUACGAGGCAACUUGAACUUGCGGUUCUGGGAGCAAUUGCGUUGCGCGGGGCCACUUGAUUGAUCUUCUGGGACUGAGAUAACUUCUUUCACCAUUACUCUAUGAUGGGGAAUCCACCAGGCCUGUGGAAACAGCUGUUCACUAUCCCACGCCAUUCAAGCUGUCUAUACAUGGUAGCGUUCGUGGAAAAUACCUAAGCAGGCUUGAUUCGAUGUCGAGGGCCUGUCACGAGACCUGCUUUCCCCGGCGACGUUCGUCUCGAACACUCUUGCUCAAUUAGACAAGAUACAAGAAUGUCCGAAAUCUGUGCAUGGAGACUCCAGUCUGAUAAUGCAGAGUGCAGUGCCGGGUCUUUACUUCCUGCACGGCAACAAAUUAGAACAAAUAGAAUCAAU
Molecule: messenger RNA, 1015 nt
Organism: Aspergillus saccharolyticus JOP 1030-1
Lineage: Eukaryota; Fungi; Ascomycota; Eurotiomycetes; Eurotiales; Aspergillaceae
Product: EKC/KEOPS complex subunit CGI121/TPRKB
Exons: 3
Coding region: 80-679 (199 amino acids)
Biological process (GO): telomere maintenance via recombination; tRNA threonylcarbamoyladenosine modification
Cellular component (GO): nucleus; cytosol; EKC/KEOPS complex
Source: RefSeq, a predicted model, not a curated record